Messenger RNA from Heterocephalus glaber (naked mole-rat), 2509 nucleotides. RefSeq names its product kallikrein related peptidase 12 (gene Klk12). Lineage: Eukaryota; Metazoa; Chordata; Mammalia; Rodentia; Bathyergidae. The record is from RefSeq and is a predicted model, not a curated record. Gene Ontology annotation, cellular component: secretory granule. Gene Ontology annotation, molecular function: serine-type endopeptidase activity. Gene Ontology annotation, biological process: proteolysis.
GGGCCAAGUUAGGAGCUGAGAUCCAAGAGGGGCUGAAUGCAGAUCAUGCAGGGCCUCAAAGGCCAUGCUGAAGGGCCGGGACUUUGACCAUGGGAUGGGUGGACCACAUUUUAUGUAUCAUCAGUUAUGGCAUCAAAUCGACAGAUAAAGGGUUUCCUUUGGGGCUGAUGAAAAUGUUCUGGAAGUAGUGAUGAUGGUUGCACAACCUUGGGAAAUUGUGACUGUGGUGGAAGUCAUUGGACUGUAGAGUUCAAAUUGGUUAAAAUGCAAAUUUGUGUGUUAUAUUAAUUGUACGAGGGGAAGGGGGGACAAGAAGGGAGAGAGGCAGGAGAGAGAGAGAGAGAGAGAGAGAUCUACUCUAUUAAGCACAUAGUUUUAUCUUGUUUUUUCCAGUGUUUUAGGACCAGGAAAUAUCCCACUAUAAAUCUGAAUUUCCAGCUUCCCUGAGAAAGCCAGAGGACCUGGCCCCAUGGCCCCUAUGCCCUCCAGCCGAGCAGCAGGGUGGAUUUCAUUGCGUAUAAAUUACACCGCAAUAAAGCUGAUUCCCAAAAGUUCCUCAGAAAGGGAGAGGUGAGUUAGUUGGUGUCCAGAGCAAAUCAAACGCUGAAGCUUUAUCGCUGCAAAAACAAACAGACCUAAGACACGAGGAGACAGUGAAAGAUGAAAGGGGAUGGGGUGAGCCUCUCCUCUCUUCCUGUUUUGCCAUCUCUGAAGGCCUCGCUUCCGCUUUCCCUCCUGAGUCCUCCUCUCUCUCUCCCUCCCUUUCUCUCAGAUGAGGGGAAAACUCAGAGGAACUGGGAGAGACUUCUGUGGUCCCUUGAUAUGUGUCCUUUUUCUCUCCUUGUCCUUCCUCUCUGUCUCUCUUCCUUCUCCCUCUCUGCCAUUUCUAUUUCCCUACGUCUUUCUUCCUCUGUGGGUUUUAAGUAAUGGACGCUCUCAUGCAAAAAAAAAAAAGCUUUCCCGGAAUGAGAUGAAUCAACCUGGUAUUGCCGUGUGCGCGUGCGUGUGCGCGGCCUUCGGGGUGAGAACAUUGCGUGGUCCAUUUAAACCCCGUCAGAGUCGGGCUUUCACGGAACUCCACCGGGGAACCCUCCCUGCCUCUCCCUGACCACUAAGUCAAAUCGCUCCCUUCCUCUUCUUGGGGCUCCCUGUUCUCCGCGUGGGUGCGCCUCGCCCCACUCCCGCAGCCUCUGCUUCCUCCUGCUCCUCCCCGGCCCUGAUCGGUCGGGGCUCCCACCCUCCGCUCAUGCUGGCUGGAGUGGGGAUUAGGACCUAGCUCCAGGCACCCUGAGUCAUCACCCCCGCCGGCAGGGCAGCAAGCUGGUCGGAGAGCAGAGGGCUGGGGGUGGGGCUGUGUCUCCCCACCCGGGUCCUUCCUGUCCCCCUCCCUGUGGCGGUGAAGCUCAAUUAGAGGCGAAACGCGCUCCUGGGGAUCAGAGCGAGCCCCACCAUCAGUCCUUCUCAUCCCCUUCCCUCCACUCGGAAAUCGGUCGGGCCGGGGCAGUGAGAGCUAAAAGCCUCGCCAGCUGGAGCCUGGGGCAGGCAGACAGAAGGAAGAGGACAGACCCCGAGACAGCCCGCCAUGGGGCUCGGCACCUUCCUGCUCCUGUGUGCUCUUGGUCUCAGCAGGGCAGACAGAGAGAAGAUCUUCCAUGGUGUUGAGUGCGUCCCUCACUCACAGCCCUGGCAGGUGGGGCUGUUUUCGGGCAGCAGCCUGCACUGUGGGGGGGUCCUCAUCCACCCGAGGUGGGUGCUCCCAGCAGCUCACUGCAGCAGCAGCAGGUACUGGGUGCGCCUGGGGGAACACAGCCUCGGCAGGCUGGACUGGACGGAGCAGUUCCAGCGCAGCGGCCUCUCCGUGACCCACCUUGGCUACCAGGGAGCCCUGCAGAGCCGUGAGCAUGACCUCCGGCUCCUGAGGCUGCUCACACCCAUCCGCCUGACCUGCAGCGUCCAACCGCUGCCCCUGCCUAGCACUUGCGCGGCCGCUGGCACCAACCGCCACAUCUCGGGCUGAGGCACCACCAACUGACCAUGGGAUCCAUUCCCAGACCGACACCAGUGCCUCAACCCCUCUGCUGUCUCCACUGAUGCCUGUCAGGCCGCGUUCCCUGGGAGAAUCACAGCCAACACGGUGUGCGCAGGUGGUGUUGCCGGGAAGGAUGGCUGCCGGCGAGACUCUGGGGGCCUGCUGGUGUGUGGGGGAGUCCUUCAGGGUCUGGUGUCCUGGGGGUCUGUGGGGCCUUGUGGGCAAAAAGGCAUCCCAGGGGUCUACACCUUUGUUUGCAAAUACGUGGACUGGAUCCGGAUGAUCAUGAGGAACAACUGACCGGCUUCCUCCAUCUUCACCCUUCAACGUGGGGGACCCUCAGCAGGAGCCUCCUCCCUACCAUGCCCACUCUCACUCUUGUUGGUUUGGGGAACCUCUUGGAACACUCCUUCCAGCCAGCCCUCCUGAGCCCCAAGAGUGGGAUGGGAAGUCUGUGUGGAAUAAAUGUAUGUAACUGAA